GCAGUUCGCGCGAGUUCCCGCCAAGCGCGGCGAGUUUAGCGCGCCCGCGCCGCGGCCCGCAGCGGAACCGUCGGCGGGGACCCCGCGGCUGGGAAUGGCGCAGCUCCGCCUCACCGAUUUCUUCGGCCGCACCAAAGCCGCCGUCAGCCUCCCCGCCAAGCACGGCGCCCGCGGGCUCAAGGCCGCCCUCGUCGCCCCCCCGGAGCCCCGGAACCAUGGGGCCGUUUCCCCGCCUCCCGCAUCGCCGCGCACCCCGACCCGCAGCGCUGCCCCGGCGGUGCCGCGGAUGGCGGGCAGGAAACGGAGCCGCCGGGAGAUGGAAGCGGAGACCCCCGGCGGGGAGCGGGGCGGAAAGUCGGCGCGGAAGCGGCUGGAGCUGCCGCGGGAUGCGGGGCCGGAGCCUGCCAGCCCCGCAUCGCUGGGCCCACCGCAGCCCCCCAUAGCCAGCAGGUUGUGCACCCCCAGCCCGGAGCAGGACAGCGGGACCACACCGCGCCUGGAGCAGGAGGAGCUGGCCACGCUGCAGAGCCGCCUGCAGAGGAUGAGGAUGAAGCCCCCCACCCAACCGCCCCCCAUCCCCGCUGGGGUCGGCGCUGAGCUGCGGAGCCGCCUGCAGAGCCUGCGGGGCCUGGAGCUGCGGCUCCGUGCCAAGGCAGCAGGCAGUGGGACGGGGCAGCCUGGGGUCACCGGGACAGAGGCUCCGAUAGCAGCACAGAAUAGCAGCACACAGCUCCCCGCGUACCAGCGCUUCCAUGCCCUGGCACAGGACACGCCACCAGGGCUGACACUGCCCUACAAGUACAAAGUGCUGGCAGAGAUGUUCCGCAGCGUGGACACCAUUGCCGGGAUGCUUUUCAACCGUGCCGAGACCAUCACCUUUGCCAAGGUCAAGCAGGGCGUGCAGGACAUGAUGCGCAAGCAGUUCGAGGAGCGGCACGUGGGGCAGAUCAAGGCAGUGUACCCCACCUCCUACCGCUUCCGCCAGGAGAAGAACAUCCCCACCUACAGCAGCGGCGUGAAGAAGUCGCAGUACCAGCUGACGCUGGAGCCAGUGCUGGGGGAAGAUGAGCAGCUGUGCGGCCGUCCUCACCUGUCAGCAUCACGCCUGCUGGAGCGCAGGAAGGAGUUCCACCGCAGCCUGGUGAACAUCGUCAAGCAGCACCACGCGGCAUUCCUGGCUGCGCUGAGCCCUCCCAUGGAGGUGCCGGAGGACAAGCUGACCCGCUGGCAUCCCCGCUUCAACGUGGAUGAGGUGCCUGACAUCAGCCCAGCAGAGCUGCCGCAGCCGCCGCAAGAGGACAGGGUCAGCACGGCGCAGGAGGUGCUGAGUGCAGCUCGGGGCACAAUGAGCACUAAGAUGGAAAAAGCUCUUGCCAACCUGGCCUUAAGAAGCGCUGAAGCCGGUGCGGAGGAACCGGCGCUUUCCAAAGCAGCAUCCCCUGCCAGCACCUCCAGCGCUCUCAAAGGGGUGUCCCAGGAGCUGCUGGAGAGGAUCCGUGCUAAGGAGGCCCGGCGGCUGCAGGCGCUGAUGACGCGGGAGAUGGGGCAGGAGGAGCGGCUGGCCAUGCUGGGCCGACUGCCGGCCAUGGCCCGCAUCCUGCGUGGGGUCUUCGUGGCAGAGAAGAAGCCGGCGCUGCCCAUGGAGCUGGCGUGUGCCCGUAUGGCCGACAGCUUCCCCACACAGAUGGCAGCAGGUGAGAUGGAGAAGCACCUGCGGCUCCUGGCUGAGCUGCUGCCCGACUGGGUGACGAUCCACGCCCUCCGCACCGACACCUACAUGAAGCUGGACAAGAACGCGGACCUCGGCCUCGUCACCGAGAGGCUGGAGAAGGCGGCCAAGGAGGCAGAAGCCCUCUGAGCCCUGCUGGAGUCCGGGCUUCCCCUAUGCAGUUCUCUAUUCUUCAAGCGUAGCGAGCUCCGGCCGCGCUCCGGGAGCAAAGCGUGUUGAUCGGGUUAGUUCUUCUGUUGAGUCCCUGCACAUUGCAGCCGCCUCUGCAGCUGAAGGUGGUCUGGGGUCGCGGGUGAGAUCUGGAGCUUCCAGCCCCCUUCGUGCCACGUCCUGCAUGGGCGCAGGGGCCGCUUCUGUGCGCUGGGGGUGAGGAGGAAGGAGGGAGAGAAGUCGCAAAGCGCUGUUCUUUGGUGUUUGGGUCUCGUUGUGUUUUUAAGGGAGGGAAGCACAUCUCCAGCGCUCGCUGGAAACGACGACAGGCCUUGUCAAAACACAUCUGUAUUAAAUGUUUUAAAUAUA
This is a messenger RNA of Gallus gallus (chicken), 2248 nucleotides long. It is a transcript of the gene CDT1, whose product is annotated as chromatin licensing and DNA replication factor 1. NCBI's taxonomy places the organism in Eukaryota, Metazoa, Chordata, Aves, Galliformes, Phasianidae. The record is from RefSeq and is a predicted model, not a curated record. Gene Ontology annotation, cellular component: nucleus. The transcript is spliced from 10 exons. Bases 95 to 1858 code for a protein of 587 amino acids. Gene Ontology annotation, biological process: DNA replication preinitiation complex assembly; DNA replication checkpoint signaling; regulation of DNA-templated DNA replication initiation. Gene Ontology annotation, molecular function: DNA polymerase binding; DNA binding.